This is a messenger RNA of Uloborus diversus, 1377 nucleotides long. Its product is annotated as amiloride-sensitive sodium channel subunit beta-like. The record is from RefSeq and is a predicted model, not a curated record. Bases 1 to 1377 code for a protein of 458 amino acids. Gene Ontology annotation, molecular function: ligand-gated sodium channel activity. The transcript has 9 exons. Gene Ontology annotation, cellular component: membrane. Gene Ontology annotation, biological process: sodium ion transmembrane transport. NCBI's taxonomy places the organism in Eukaryota, Metazoa, Arthropoda, Arachnida, Araneae, Uloboridae.
AUGCCGAAUGAGUAUGGCGAAAAUAAAAAGUUUGUCAUGUCAGGUGGUCUCCACAUAGAAAUGGCUGUUUCAUCUGCAGCUUAUGCUGAUUCUUACUUUGAUCAUUCAAAGGGGAAAGCUUCUAUCACCAAUCAGUGCUUCCAGUCUGAGACAGAGCUUCUCUCAGAAAGUGCUGUUGACUUAAGCGACACUUGGUUGAACCUGGGCCUAACUAAAGAUGACCUUUCAAAGUACGGUCACCAGAGUCAAGACCUAAUUGUCCAAUGCACCUACAACAGCAAAAAUUGUUUCAGUAAUCAUACUAGUUUUCGUGUUGUUGUAUCGAAUGUUACAUCUCCAGUAUUUGGUCUUUGCCAUAGCAUUUCUGUUCGAGAUAAAAAGGAAAAUCGUGGUGUGUCAGUCAAGAAAGGAGGAACAACAAAUGGUUUGAGAUUGACUUUGAAUAUUGAACGAGAGGAUUAUUGGAAUCUGAUUUCUGCAGAGUUCGGUGUUCGAUUGCUGGUUCAUCCUCAGUUCACCUACCCAACAUUGAAGAGGGGAGGCAUCGUCAUCAGUCCCGGUAGAAGCGCCCACAUCGGAGUCAGAAGGCAUUGCAACACUUUGUGUGAGAACACGAUUUUAUUCUCCACCUGCGGUUGCUUAGAUGAGCAACCUAGGUCUGCUAAAGACAGCUCUGGGUGGAAAUUUUGCAAUCCUUGCAACAAGGAACACGCAAUUUGUCGAUCUCAAGUUUACAGAAACUUCAGUGAACUAGGAAAUGUUUGCGAUGACGUCUGCAAGCCCGCUUGUAGGUCUGUUCGGUACGAGAUCACGCUGUCGAAAUCUGAUUGGCCAAAUUUAAGUCACCAGCAGUACGUCAUGAAUCGCUCUUGGGACCAGUGGACCAGGAUUCCUCAGGCUGCUGGACUCAUGGACAUAACAACUGUUGGUGAAGAAGAGGAGGCAGACUUCGUCAAUGACACAUUUUUCAGGGAAAAUCUUUUAAGAGUUCACCUGUACAUGGAAGAAAUGAUUUAUAUGUCUAUAGAAGAGAGAUAUAGCUACACAUUGCCAAAGCUGCUGGCCGACCUGGGAGGCUGCCUAGGGCUGUACCUCGGCGUAUCGGUCGUCUCCAUUAUUGAACUAAUCGAGCUCCUGGGCAGUGCCUCCAUCGUCUGCCUGUGCCGCGAUAGACAACGGAGAACGCCGGACAGACCCGCAGACACCAGGCGCAGGCGUCGCAGGGGCAGGAGUCACCUUCCCCGGACGUCGUCCGGGCGUCCCCCUGCGUCUACUGCACAAUCCGGGAUCCGGACGGCCCUUGGAUUCUUACAGGCGAGGAAGAAAAAUAGGGACGAGAGGACGUGGAGGUAUAAUGAACUGAGGCUGUUGUCAUAA